Molecule: messenger RNA, 962 nt
Organism: Marmota monax (woodchuck)
Lineage: Eukaryota; Metazoa; Chordata; Mammalia; Rodentia; Sciuridae
Product: sodium/potassium-transporting ATPase subunit beta-3
Exons: 2
Coding region: 75-914 (279 amino acids)
Biological process (GO): sodium ion export across plasma membrane; potassium ion import across plasma membrane; intracellular sodium ion homeostasis
Cellular component (GO): sodium:potassium-exchanging ATPase complex
Molecular function (GO): ATPase activator activity
Source: RefSeq, a predicted model, not a curated record
CGGGACGCGCCUCCGCCCUCCUCGCCGCCUGCACCCCCGCGGCCGCCGCUCCCCUCGCUGUCCGCACACCCACCAUGACGAAGAAUGAGAAGAAGUCCUUCAACCAGAGCCUGGCCGAGUGGAAGCUCUUCAUCUACAACCCGACCACCGGAGAGUUCCUGGGGCGCACCGCCAAGAGCUGGGGUUUGAUCUUGCUCUUCUACCUAGUUUUUUAUGGGUUCUUGGCUGCACUCUUCUCAUUCACAAUGUGGGUUAUGCUUCAGACUCUGAACGAUGAGGUUCCAAAAUAUCGUGACCAGAUUCCUAGUCCAGGACUUAUGGUUUUCCCAAAACCAGUGACUGCGUUGGAAUAUACAUUUAGUGUAUCAGAUCCAAGUUCCUAUGAAGGGUACGUUAAAGACCUUAAGAAGUUUCUAAAAUCAUAUUCUGGAGAAGAACAGAGUAAUCUCAAAGACUGUCCUGAUGGAGUUCCUUUUGAACAGAAGGGUCCAGUUUAUACUGCAUGUCAGUUUCCUCUUGCCUUACUCCAAGAAUGCAGUGGUAUAGGUGAUCCUGAUUUUGGCUAUUCCAAAGGAAAACCUUGUAUUCUUGUAAAAAUGAACAGAAUAAUUGGAUUAAAACCUGAAGGAGAUCCAAGGAUAGAAUGUGUUCCAAAGGAUGGAAGCACAGCAAUUGUAGAAACAUAUCCUAAUCUUGGAGUUAUAGACUUAAAGUAUUUUCCAUAUUAUGGGAAAAAACUGCAUGUGGGAUAUCUGCAGCCAUUAGUUGCUGUCCAGGUCAUCUUUGGAUCUAAUAGUACCAGGAAUGAAGUAACAGUUGAGUGCAAAAUUGAUGGAUCACCCAACCUAAAAAACCAGAAUGAUCGUGACAAGUUUUUGGGACGAGUUGUGUUCAAAAUUAUAGCACGUGCAUAGUAUGUGUAGGAUGUCUCCACAGAAUAAAUGUUGUGUUGUCUGUCUUCA